AUGGAGACCCGCAGACAGACGACUGAAGACCGACCGAUGGGUAAGCAAGCAGCCAGACUGCACACAGAACAGCAGACACUGACGACAACACCCCUCCAGUUCAACCUCGAGCUGCCCGAGCCAGACUACUUCAGGGACGAGCUCAGGACAUGGAAGACCAGCCCCCAGAACACCGCCAUCCUCGUCUUCGAAACCAUCCUCGACACCAGCGCACUCCCGCCCACCGCAGCCCUCACCCUCGCCCACCAGCCCAUCCCCAACCAGCAGCAACAGCACAUCCUCCUCGAGCGAUGGCAAAUCGCCCUCGCCGGAAACCCACAGACAGCCCUCGAGCCCCCCACCGUCUACCGCCACGCGAUCAUCCACUUCCGCGCACUCUUCGCCUAUCUCCACACCAUGCCCGCCGCAGCCCUCGCACACGCCCUCCGCAAGCCAUCCGAUCACCGCCUGCUCACCAUCGGCCUGCGCAUCAGCACCGCCGACCCUGCAGCACCUCCCAGCCACAACACCGCCUUCCACGACCUCCCCCCAGCCGCCCGAACCACCCGCCACUUCCCCCCCAUCCGCACCCCAAGAGGACCCAUCCACACAACCGUCACCUUCCGCAACCACACCCACUUCGCCAUCGCCGACAAGGAAUCCCUGCUCAGCUCCCGCUUCCGCCUCGAGGACCUGCGCGGCCUGCCCCCGCCCCCCGCCGACUCGCCCAUCGCCGCUUUCCCACCCGUUGGCCUGUCUGUACCCACCACCAACAAGGCUCAUCCUCCCAACUACUGCUCCCCACCCACAUCCUACGCCUCGCUCUCCUCCCGCCACCACCCGCAUCCUAAGCCGCUCCCCUCACCCGACCAGCUCUUCACCCCCGUCGAGCCCUCCAAGCCCCACCCCGCCGACCCACUCACCGCCGAGAUCCUGGCGGCCACCCAGUCCUCCCCAUUCGCGCCCCCGCCCCGCUCCUCGCCCACCCCUGCCAACCUGGCCGCCCACCGCCAGUCGCUGCCCCCCGUCCUCUCCAACGCCCUGCCCUCCUCGCCGCUCAACCGCAGCCACUCGAGUGCCGGCGCGGGCCCGGGCAGGAUGGCCGGGAGCCACGCGGGCGCCAGUCCGCGCCAGCUCUCCGUGCUCUCCAGCAGCCCGCUCUCCGGGCCCUCGUCCUCCAUCCGCAUCUCUGCCGGCCGGCCGCACGCCUCCCCGGGGGUCGGCGGAGGGCUGCACCCGACGGCCUCGCCGACCACGACGGCUUAUCCGCCGGCCGGCCCGACGAGCCCCGGGCCCGGCCAGCCCAUGGUCCGCCGAUACUCCUCCUCCCGCCACUCGCGCUCCCUCGGCCAGGCCUCCUCGUCGCCCGCCGCCAGUCUCCAGACGGCGGACUCCGCGGGCUCGCUGGCCCGCCGCACGGCCCUCGGCGCCGCCGACGAGCCCUUCGCCCCCGUCCCCGCUCCGCCCCGCCCGCCCGCGCCAGACCAGCGCGCUUCCAACGACAUCGCCCAGUUCCUCCAGCUCAUCGCCUCCUCCUCCUUCCAGCCCCCGCCCCUCGCCUCGGGUCCAGCAACAGGCCCCCCGCGCCGCCUCAGCCGCCCCAAGGACGCGCCCCGCACAGACGACUCCAUCGACCCCGCGCCCACCAUCGCCGAAGAAGAGGAGGAAGACGCGGACGGGCUCAGUCUGUUGAUGAAAGAGAAGCUCGACCUGGCCCUCAAGAAGCUCGCCGGCUCCGUCCGCCAGGCCCCCCUGCCCCCGCUCACCCUCCCGCCGCCGUCGUCGUCGUCGUCGGCCGGCCCCCCGGCCCACCCCGCUUCGGCGGGCGCGUUCGCCGCGGAAGCGCGCCGCGCUGGCCUGGCCGGCCCCGAGCUGCUGCCCCUGUCUUACCAUCCCCGCCUCCCCGGCCCGGGCCUCUCGCUCGCCCGGCGGCCCCUGCACCUGUUCAGCCCAUAG
Molecule: messenger RNA, 1935 nt
Organism: Puccinia triticina
Lineage: Eukaryota; Fungi; Basidiomycota; Pucciniomycetes; Pucciniales; Pucciniaceae
Exons: 4
Coding region: 1-1935 (644 amino acids)
Biological process (GO): protein localization to phagophore assembly site; mitophagy; piecemeal microautophagy of the nucleus
Cellular component (GO): Atg1/ULK1 kinase complex; phagophore assembly site; extrinsic component of membrane
Source: RefSeq, a predicted model, not a curated record